Messenger RNA from Galdieria sulphuraria, 1955 nucleotides. RefSeq names its product HSP7-interacting protein. Bases 111 to 1322 code for a protein of 403 amino acids. The record is from RefSeq and is a predicted model, not a curated record. NCBI's taxonomy places the organism in Eukaryota, Rhodophyta, Bangiophyceae, Galdieriales, Galdieriaceae. The transcript has a single exon.
UGUGAUCUACAGUGUUCUCGAUGGAAUAUAAUCAAUAAUAUGCGGUAAUGGUUAAAGAGGGAUUCUCCAAGUGACAUUUCUGGAUAUGGAAUGUUGUGAUCCUGUUGAGUAUGGCAUGGAUAAAGCUCUGUUUGCUCUUCUUGUUAUGUUUAUCUCUACUACAAGUAACUAUAACUGAAAAUAGCCAAAUAGUAUCACUCGUGGUUCAAAGCAAUGUCGAGGAAACGAAGGCAGUUCAAAUACACAACUCCUCUUCAGUUGCUCCUGAGACGCAAUGGAAAGUGGCAAAAGUGCUCAAACAAGCACAAGAUAGAGAAACACGUGCAGUAGAAGAAGUCUUAAGGGAGCAGAAAGAAGAUGGAACGCAGCAAGAAGAAGAAAUGUCGGAAGCUGUUGCUGUGAACCAAGAGAAGCUUUUACUAGAGAUGAGGAACGAAGAAAAUCCAGUGGAAAGGGGAAAUGAUGAUAUAGACACAGUUGCCAAACUUUUUCAGUGGUCCAUUUUAGCCUCAACCAAUAGGAAUACUGAGAAAGUGAUUGAGAAGAAGCCACUAUUGGAAACUGAAACUGGAAUGGAUAAACAGAAACGAGAGGAAAGUGUUUCUUUUAUUCAACAUGUGACCCAAUUUUUCCGCAAAGCUCGAAGUCACGUAAACGGUGCAUGGAGUAGGAAAGCUCGUUCAUUGAAUGCCAAGUAUGAUGCAGAACUUGAGCAGGAUUUGUUGUAUUCUGUCUUGGUGGAAUUGUUUGAAGCAAAGAAUGAAGCAGAGAAAACAAAAGCUUUGGAAAUACUAGCAGAGUUGGCACACAAAAUGGAGAAUGCAAAAGAUAUUAUGGCAUUAGGAGGACUUGAAAGAGUACUUGAACUUUUGAAUUCCCAUUCUGCUAGAGUUCGUUCUUUGUCGUUAUACACACUUGCAGUAUGUGCACAAAAUAAUGAAUGGGUCCAGACAUACCUGAUGCAACCCACACGACUGGAAAAAUUGUUGCAUAUGGCAGAAGGAGAUAAGGAAUCAAAAGUGAGAACUACAGCUCUUCUUGCUGUAUCUUCAAUCGUUGAUAAUAGACAAGGAACGGAUAUGUUAAAAGUUAUCGAUGGAGUAGAGAAUGUCUUGCGUGAUGCUGUACAAAACGAAGAUGACUUGCGAGCUAUUAGAAGGGCUCUCAAUUUAGCUAGUGAGUUGGUUCUCUUGGAUGCUUCUCAAUGGUUAGAAAAGUUGAAACGUGUUGGAUUUUUUGAGUUUGCUGAAUAUUAUCUUGAACAUCAUGAAAAUAUGGAUAUUCGAGAAAGUGCAGCACAAUUGUUAUCUUUGCUACAAUAAAAUGAAAGCUUUUGUAGAAAUUGCGCAUUUUUGUCAGGACGAUGCCGGCAUAGCUCAGUUGGCUAGAGCGUCAGCCUAACAUGCUGAAGGUCGCGAGUUCGAGCCUCGCUGCUGGUACUUGUUUUUUGGGGGUAUAUAUAUGCGUAUAGGGCGUAGAAUCAUAUAUUUUUUUGGUUGUUUGUUUUAUCUCACUAUUACUUUAUCCAGUAUAGGUGUUGCAACACAGACUUUGAGAGGUGGUUGCUGUGUCACUUUGAAGAAACGUGAGAAUAUUUCCAUCCUGUGACAGCAAGUUUUCAAGUGUUUCUUUUGGUCUUUGGAAGAACUGUUGUUGUAUUAUAUAUAUAUUCUUGUAUGUAAGCAGUGAUGUGUUGAUACGGAAAGCAGCAAAAAUAUCUUUGGUUUUAGAAACCUCAAGAGUUUUUUCUGUUUUUGUAAAGGCUGAGUGAAGAUUGAAGUGAUAUGUUAGAGUUUAUGUUCCUUUUCACUUGUAUAUUUAUCGAAAAGAACUGCUGGUCUUGGAAAUUAGAUAGUAACAUUAUUUGGUAGCAACAAUAACAUUUUAUCAUACUUCAUAGCGUAGAAUAUGAAGAAUAUGGCUGAUAAUAGAAACCUUAACUAGGAAAAGCGAUC